AUGCUUUGUUUAGUUGGUUCCAUCUACCGGAAGCACACGGCAGUCAUGUUUUGUAAAUAAACUGUUCGAUUUUUAAAUUUGUAGUCUUAUGGCAUUCGGUUUAGAAGGGGUACGAUCGUAAUUUGUACAUAUUUAAGUGCUCGAUGAAUCUGUUAAUGUAACGUUAUUAGUUUAGGAAUUUAUAUUGGUGGAUAUAAACUUUAAGCAGGCACCUCACUCCAUUGGUACCGCCAUUUAACCUCCAUAAUGUGGGAUGUUGAGAUCAGGGGCAUGGCAUCGGCUCAUGCCAUUAUUGCCUCCUCCAUCUUCAUGGCAACCGUGAUGCCUGCUGUCUUCGUGGAAAACUUCUCUGUUUAUGGGACCCACAUGAUUUGGCUGUAUUGUGUAGCUGGAUCUAUUGCUGUGGUCAACAUCGCAGUUUUUUGGCUUCUUGGCAUCAGCCCGCCAGCAAAGAAGAACACACUGACCUACAAGAUCAACAGAUUGUUAAAAUCAUGUCUGCACUUUCUUCUGUCAUGCCUUUUUUUUCACACCGUGGUGGUACUCUACGGAGCACCUUUGCUUGAGUCAGCUCUGGAGACGUUUUCUCUGGCCGUGCUGCUGUCCACGCUCACCACAUUGAGAUGUCUCUGUAUCCUGGGUCCUAAUGUACAGGCAUGGAUCCGAGUUUUCAGCAGAGAUGGGGCGAUGUCGGUGUGGGACACGUCUCUUCAGAUUACCACAGGCUGUAGUGUGAUUGGGGCCUGGCUGGGAGCUUUCCCUAUUCCUCUCGACUGGGACAGACCCUGGCAGAUGUCUAGACGAGACCGAUUCAUUACUGGAGAGAGGGGAAGCUGUAGGGAGGCAGUGAUUCCUCCACACGUGAUGAUGGGAGCGUGAACUCUGGGGUGGUUCAAUCCUGAUGUCUAGCUUUAGAGAGUGGACGAGCCGUGUGACUCACACACAGAUUCUCUCCUCCUCAUUGCCAUGACACUCUUGUAAUAUUGCAGCCCGUAUUAUGGUCUUGAGAUAACUGGAUAAUCAAUUCUGAGACCCAAAUCAAGUAUGAAGCGAAGAAAUCUUAUUCUCUGUAUAAAACAAACAGAAAUGAGUGCUGAUCGUUAUGUAUUAGCCUAUAUUCAAAAAUUUAGGGUCAUUAAUAGUUUUUUUUUAUUUAAAAAAUGAUAAUUUUAUUUAGAAAGGUUGCAUGGCAUUGAUCAAAUCCGGUAAGUACAUAAUAUUGAACCUUCUUUACAUCAAAUAAUCUACACACAAAAAGCAAUGAUAAGAAAUCAGCAUUUUAGUAUUGUCACCACAGGAAUAAAUUAAAUUUCAGAUACAAAAUCUUUAAAUUACUGCAGUAAUAUUAGUGUUUUACCGUAUUUUUUAUUAAAUAAAAUAUUAUGCGCUUGCUUGGUAAGCACAUAACAUUUCUAUCAAAACAUUCUUUAAGACCCCAAAAUUUUGAAUGGUAGCCUUAUUUUUUUUUGUGUGUCUGUCAUAUUUCUUAAUAUAUAAAAAAGAAUUUAAUAUGUAUGUGCAACACUGAAAUAAGGCAUUCAAAUCUAUAUAAAGAAGCAACGCGACUAAAAAAAGGCAACAUUUUUGAAAAACCUGUUUUAUACUCAUUAAAGAUCUUGAGGCAAGUCAUUAAAAUUUACAUUUUUGUUUAUCUACUGCGGAUUGGGCAUCAUCAGCAAGUUUUCAUAUUAAUUAUGUUCUUCCACAAAACCAUUGUGCCUUUCAAUUUUUAGAUUUGCAUUCCAUAUAUUUACUAUUUAUAAAGGCUUUUUUUUUUUUUGUAGUUGUUGCUCACAAUGUGCUGGAAGCUUUAAAAGACCACUCAGACCACUCCACAUAUUUGCAUGGACUGCGAGAAAUUCAUAAAAAAAAUAAAAAUAAAAAUUGAAUAAAAUUUUAAAAUCACCUUGAUAUGAAGCAAAAAUUCAAAAUGCAAAGCAGUCGGCACACACCUGAGAGGCAAGGCCACCAAUACAUAACACUCAAAACUCUACGUUAAAAAAAGAAAGAGGAAUAAAGCAGUCUCAAAUAGAAAAUUUGGUUGGUAAAACACCACAGUGA
Molecule: messenger RNA, 2061 nt
Organism: Puntigrus tetrazona (Sumatra barb)
Lineage: Eukaryota; Metazoa; Chordata; Actinopteri; Cypriniformes; Cyprinidae
Product: phosphatidylinositol-glycan biosynthesis class F protein-like
Exons: 6
Coding region: 247-879 (210 amino acids)
Biological process (GO): GPI anchor biosynthetic process
Cellular component (GO): endoplasmic reticulum membrane
Source: RefSeq, a predicted model, not a curated record